Pecten maximus is the source of this 1262-nucleotide messenger RNA. RefSeq names its product oxidoreductase NAD-binding domain-containing protein 1-like. Bases 93 to 1025 code for a protein of 310 amino acids. The transcript is spliced from 7 exons. The record is from RefSeq and is a predicted model, not a curated record. Gene Ontology annotation, cellular component: mitochondrion. NCBI's taxonomy places the organism in Eukaryota, Metazoa, Mollusca, Bivalvia, Pectinida, Pectinidae. Gene Ontology annotation, molecular function: oxidoreductase activity.
CACUUCCUUUCAAGUAACACUCUACUCGGCAUGCAUGCACGCCUGAUGGACAACAGGAAGUCUACUGCAGUCUUUUUUUGAGGAAAUUUGAUAUGAGAAAUACCAAACAUUUGCUAAAAUAUAUUUCGUUUACCUCAAGAAAUAGUUUUCGUCGAAGUUCUUCAAAAAUACCCACGAUAUUUUGUGUCCGGCCUAUGUCCUCAGAUCACCUUGAAAGAACAGCCAGUAACACUAGACACAACGUUGUGUCUCGUGCGACAGUUGUCAAGGUGAAGGAUGAGUCGUCCACUGUCAAAAAGUUAUCCUUGAAGGUCCAUGAUAAGAGUUUGUUCUUCAAGGCUGGGCAAUGGGUUGAUAUGAUGAUACCCAAUGUUGCCAAAGUAGGUGGCUUUUCCAUGUGCUCGUCACCACGGCAACUUGUUGAAGAUAACCUGUUGGAGCUAGCAGUCAAGAGAAGCGAUCACCCACCAGCAUUAUGGGUGCAUACACAGUGUACAGAAGGCGUAGAGGUGGAUAUACGAUCAGGCGGAGACACAUUCUAUGACCCGAAACCUACUGAUCCAUCGUCGGACCUCCUCCUGAUAGCUGGCGGAAUCGGAAUAAAUCCACUCUACAGUAUCGUAUGUCAUGUAACAGAUCUAUUACGGACCAAGGAAGAAACAAAGGGGGAUAACUCAAUAGGGGCAGAUAACUCCGUCUAUACACCAGGCAGCGUUCGCUUGUUAUACUCUGCCAGCUGUGAAGAUGAACUCAUAUUUCAGAGAGAGUUAUCGGAGGUAGCCAAGCAGUUCUCUUGUAUAGACUGUCAGUAUUUUGUAACCAGGAAACCCACCCAGCUUACCUCACCACAUGUCAAAAACCGCAGGAUUAACAGUGAGGACAUUCAGGAUUCAUUAAAGAAAUUGAGAAAGGAGAAAACCAUUGUUUAUAUUUGCGGCCCUUCCCCUAUGAUAGAAGCCAUGGAAACCAUCGUCCAGGAAGCUGGAAUUGAUCGACAACGUAUCCAAUACGAGAAGUGGUGGUAGCUGUAUAACCUCACAGACUUUGUUCCAUUUUUCUUCAAAGGAAGUUGAAGCAUCUUCUAAGAAAUAAUAAGUUACAUACCUUUUCUGACGAAGCAUGAUAAAAAUGACCAUAGACUUUUUCAAGGUCACAGUUUUCUAUUGUUUAAGAGUUUCAAUUGUGUUGUUUUGAUAUAGGUCUCCAUUAAUUAGAAGAAUGAUAUUCUUUUACUAUAUUUGAAUAAAUGAGCGUUAAAUGAG